AUGACAACCUCUAAUUUGAGUAUUGAACAAUUGGCUUCAUUCUACCUCUCUGGGAUUCCUGGGUACGAGGAUGUUCAACACUUUAUUUCCAUCCCCUUUUGUGUGUUCUAUCUGAUUGGAAUAGGGGGCAACUGUACAGUUCUUCACAUCAUCCACACUGACAAGAGUCUCCAUGAGCCCAUGUACUACUUCCUGGCCAUGCUGUCCCUCACAGAUAUGGGCAUGUCCAUCUCCACCCUGCCCACAGUACUGAGAAUCUUCUGGUUUGAUGCUAAACAGAUUGAGAUGAAUAUUUGUAUAGCCCAGAUGUAUUUUAUUCACACUUUUUCUCUAAUGGAAUCAGCUGUGCUCCUAGCCAUGGUUUUUGACCGCUGUGUUGCCAUCAGUGAUCCUUUGAGGUAUUCCAGUAAACUUACCCCACAAUGCGUUGUCUGCAUAGGGGUCUUCAUCAUAAUCAGAUGCUCCACUGUCCUCCCUGUUGUUCUUGUUCGUAUCCCCACAUUUUCUUUCUGUCACUCCCACGUUCUCUCUCACUCCUGCUUACAUCAAGAUGUCAUCCUAUUGGCCUGUUCUGACAUCUCAUUCAAUGUUUUGUAUGGCUUGUUUGUUGUUGCAUUUUAUUGGGGUGUAGAUUCUCUAGGAAUCUUUUUGUCUUAUACUUUCAUCCUCCACUCUGUGUUGUGCAUUGCAUCCCGGGGAGGGAAACUCAAAGCCCUCAGUACAUGUGUCUCCCAUAUUUGUGCUGUGCUCGUUCUAUAUGUGCCAAUGAUAGGUUUGUCCUCAGUGCAUCGUUUUGCAAAACAUUUCUCUUCCAUUAUUCAUAUUACCAUGGCAGAACCUGUUAGUUCCACUGGUUCUCAACCCAAUUAUUUAUAG
Molecule: messenger RNA, 876 nt
Organism: Budorcas taxicolor (takin)
Lineage: Eukaryota; Metazoa; Chordata; Mammalia; Artiodactyla; Bovidae
Product: olfactory receptor 51G1-like
Exons: 1
Coding region: 1-876 (291 amino acids)
Biological process (GO): G protein-coupled receptor signaling pathway
Cellular component (GO): membrane
Molecular function (GO): olfactory receptor activity
Source: RefSeq, a predicted model, not a curated record